This is a messenger RNA of Funneliformis caledonium, 870 nucleotides long. The record is from the annotation of a GenBank genome assembly. Lineage: Eukaryota; Fungi; Glomeromycota; Glomeromycetes; Glomerales; Glomeraceae.
AUGGACUCACAGCCCUCUCAUAUAACCGAAGAUGAAGCUGCUUUGUAUGAUAGACAGAUAAGACUAUGGGGUUUGGAAGCUCAACAACAUGGAAUAAGAGGAUUAAGUAAUGAAAUAUGCAAGAACCUCGUAUUGGCCGGUGUUGGUUCUAUUACGAUCAUUGACCAUAACGUCGUAGCCAUAGAAGAUUUGGGGGCACAAUUCCUAAUAACCGAGCAAGACGUUGGAAAGAAUAGGGCAUUGGCUUCAGCUGAUCGUGUUCGACAUCUGAACCCUCGUGUAGUCGUGAAAACUGAUACGAAUGAUAUACGCGAGAAACCUGAGGAAUUUUUCAUGAACUUUGAUUUAAUCUGUCUCACAGACAGUGACCUUGACACUAUGGUAGGACUAGAUCCUUGGGCAUUUUUCAUCAUCAUCAGGGUGAGAAAAACUCCAAAACCAAAUAAGGACGAACCUGAAAUAGAGCGGAUAAUGAAAUGUGAGGAAUAUGUGAGUUUAGAAGCUGCUUUAUCAAAAAAUGAUUGGAAUCAAAUUCCUGAGAAGAAACUAAAAAAAGUUUCUUAUGUGCUUUGGGGAGUGCUAAUCUUAUGGAAAUUUCAACAAGAAGAAAAUAGAUUACCCAUAAAUAACGAAGAUGAUAUAAGAAAAUUAAAAUCACUGAGAGAUUCAUUAAUAACCUCGAACGGAAUCAAAGUGUCAACUAUCUCUGAUGAAUUCCUUGUAAUGCUCUCCUUGAAUGCACGAGCUGAAUUAUCACCCGUUUGUGCUAUCAUGGGAGGUUUAUUAGCUCAGGAUAUUCUGAAUGCGUUAUCACGUAGGGAAUUACCCAUCAAUAAUCUCUUUAUUUACAACGGUCAUGUAGGCAAGUAA